Molecule: messenger RNA, 1389 nt
Organism: Saprolegnia parasitica CBS 223.65
Lineage: Eukaryota; Oomycota; Saprolegniomycetes; Saprolegniales; Saprolegniaceae
Exons: 3
Coding region: 1-1344 (447 amino acids)
Biological process (GO): transmembrane transport
Molecular function (GO): transmembrane transporter activity
Source: RefSeq, a predicted model, not a curated record
AUGACCGUGCCCCGGCGCUACGAGAUGGCGGCGCUCUGCGCCAUUGGCACGCUCCUCUGCUAUGCCGACCGUACCAACAUUGGCGUCGCGAUUCCCGCGUUCCAGGCCGACCACGGUAUCCAGGGCCAUGUGCUCUCGGCUUUCUUCUAUGGCUACAUCUGCACGCAGUACUUUGGGGCGUGGCUCUCGAGCAAGGUCGGUCCCAAGGCCGUGCUGCUCGGCGGCGUUGCGCUCUGGACAUGCUUUGACGUGCUCACCGUGCCCUGCGCGACAUCGCCAAUCUUGCUAUGGCUUGUCCGCGCCGGCAUGGGCCUCGGCGAAGGCAUUGUCUUUCCGUGCAUGCACAACGUAGCCUCGUCGUGGUUUCCGAUCCCCGAGCGCAGUCGCCUCAACGCGCAGAUUGCCAGCGGCAUGGACCUCGGCACGGUCUUUUCCAUGUUUGUCGCGCCGCUGCUCAUGGCGUCGUGGGGAUACCCGGCGAUCUUCUUCUUCUUUGGCGGCCUGAGCGCGCUCUGGCUCGUCGUCUUUUCUUGGCGCGGCGCCAGCCGACCCGAAGACGAUGCACGCAUCUCGGACGACGAGCGGGAACUCAUUGUGGCAACGCGCAACACGGCGGCGGCCAAGGAGUUUGGCACGCCCCACACGAUGGUCGUCGAGCUGCCGUGGCGCGCGUUCUUCUCGUCCAAAGCUCUGUGGGCCAUUUACGCGAGCCAUUUCGCGUACAACUAUGGCUGGUACGUCUUGCUCGGGUGGAUUCCUCAGUACCUUCGUCUCCAGCUGCACCUCGAGCUCGCCUCGAGCGGCGUCGCCGCUGCGAUCCCGUACCUCGCAGGCUACGCAGGGAUCCUAUAUUGGGGCUGGCUCUCGGACCGGCUCAUUGCGCAUGGCGUGCGACUCGUCACUGUGCGCAAGAUCACGAACGGAUUCGGCCUCCUCGGCUCGGCCGUGUGCCUCUACGUGCUGCGCUUUGCCUCAUCGACGGUCUCGGCCGUCGCCCUCCUCUUGCUCACGCUCUUCUUGUCCCGCGCAGCAGCAUCCGGGUACUGGGUCAACAUGCUGGACGUGGCGCCGCGUCACGCUGGCCACGUCAUGGGCAUCAGCAACACGAUUGCGACACUGCCUGGCAUUUUCGGCAACAUUCUCACGGGCGAAAUCCUUCAGCGCAGCGGCAACUGGGACCUCGUGUUUCUAAUUGCGGCCGCCGUCUUGACGAUCGGCGGCAUCAUCUUUCACUGCUGGGCCGGCGACCAUGAUGUCUUUGCCAUGGACGACGACGUCAGCGACGAGGCAGCUGUGCCUGUCAACGUGCACACUACGUUGCUGCCCGAAAAAGCAUACUACUAGUGACCCGCUACCGCCUAGACACGUAAUGAGAUUCUCGCUCCUCGA